AUGUGCAAGGUCGCGAUCACGAUCCCGUCGCUCGUCUGCCUGCGCCGCGCCGUGCGGCGGUGGCGGUCCCGCGCCGCCACCGCCUCCUCGCGCUCCGGCAAGGGGGCGGGCGCCGCCGCGGUGCCGGCGGGGCACGUGGCGGUGCGCGUGGAGGGCAGCGGCGACGGGUGCGGCGCGAGGCGGUUCGUGGUGCGGCUGGCGCACCUCAGCCACCCGGCGUUCCGGGACCUGCUGCGCCAGGCGGAGGAGGAGUACGGCUUCCCGGCCGCGCCCGGCCCCAUCGCUCUCCCCUGCGACGAGGACCACUUCCUCGACGUCCUCCGCCGCGUGUCCUCGUCCUCCUCCUCCUGCUGCGGGCCGGCCCUGCGCCGCGGGCGCGGCGACUCGCGGCCGCUGCUGCAGGGGAUGGCCGUGGAGAAGCUCGUGUGCUGA
Messenger RNA from Panicum hallii, 432 nucleotides. Its product is annotated as auxin-induced protein X10A-like. The record is from RefSeq and is a predicted model, not a curated record. Gene Ontology annotation, biological process: response to auxin. The coding region runs from base 1 to 432 and encodes 143 amino acids. The transcript has a single exon. NCBI's taxonomy places the organism in Eukaryota, Viridiplantae, Streptophyta, Magnoliopsida, Poales, Poaceae.